Ornithodoros turicata is the source of this 2679-nucleotide messenger RNA. RefSeq names its product sucrase-isomaltase, intestinal-like. Lineage: Eukaryota; Metazoa; Arthropoda; Arachnida; Ixodida; Argasidae. The transcript is spliced from 21 exons. Gene Ontology annotation, molecular function: carbohydrate binding; hydrolase activity, hydrolyzing O-glycosyl compounds. The record is from RefSeq and is a predicted model, not a curated record. Gene Ontology annotation, biological process: carbohydrate metabolic process. The coding region runs from base 115 to 2607 and encodes 830 amino acids.
UUUUUUCCCUCUACAAUUGUAUUAAGUCGCGUGAAAGAAGAGCCCAGAGUGUUAGAGGAGGAAGAAGAAGUCCGAGAACCAUUUCUGUUUCGACGUUCUCCGCAGACACGCCAGAUGUCGCUUCGGCGACUCCUCCCACACGGGCCCAUCGCCAAGUGGCCCUUGAUUAUUCUGGUCAUCUUGGCCUGUGCGGCUCUAUGGAUGGCUGUCCCGUCCAGCGACCGACAAGAGUCGCAACGACACCUGGAAGGUGCUGUUCACGACAUCGAGGACCACACCCUUUCAAGUGACAACUUGCAGUCAACGAAGGAAAAAACGGAAACUUGCAGUUCCACGAGGAUAAGCGCACGUCUGGACUGUCACCCCGAAGAGGGCGUCACGGAAGAGCGAUGCCGACAGCGUGGCUGUUGCUGGGAUUUGGCCACUCUGCACACAGGAACGGCGCCGCCCUGCUACAUGACCGAAGAGCACACGCCUUACGAGGUCUCGUACAGAACGACCGCCUCAGGUUUGGAGAUGACGCUGCAACGCAUCCGUCUGAACAGUGUUUCGGGCAGCGCAAUGCAGCUUAAGCUGCUCGUCUAUCACUAUGAUGACGACGUCGUUCGCAUUAAGAUACGGAGUACGAACAACGAGAAGUACGAACCGCUUGUGCCACCCGUAUCAAAUGCUGCACAUCUAAGGUUUACUCUGCGUCCUUCUAUUAAAACCGACAGGAGGACCAUUAUUGUCGGCGCUGGACCUAACAGAAAACCUUUCGUGUUCCACCUCAACAGCCUCAUCUACAGCACAACUCUCAACCAAAUUAAGGUUCGAGUUCCGGCAACCAUGGUCUAUGGCCUGCAGUCGAAGUAUGGCUCGUACUUUGCCAAAUUCACCGAACAAACUGCACACAGGUUUUACUCCUUUCAAGCUGGCGACAUCCCAUCGUACUCACAGGAAAAAGUGCCAGUAUCGUUCGGAGGCCAUCCCUUCAUGCCUCUGCUCGACGGUGACAACAACACCGCGUCUGGAAUAUUUCUGUUGACUUCGAGCAGCAUAAGCAUGACACUGGGGAAGGACAGGUCACUUACCUUCAGAACUGACGGUGGCGCCAUGGAUUUUUUCCUGUUCCUGGCUCCAACCCUGGCGGGGGUCGUCCGAGACUACCAGCGAGUGGUGGGCUUUCCCGCAAUGCCUCCGCGAGAGCUGUUCGGUAUUAAGAGCGACAGCGAGGUGCACCAAUACAAUGGCAGAUACUUCAUGUCUAAGAACGUGACCCUCAACGACCUUGUACAACUAGCAGGAGCUGGUGAAGCUUUUGUUCUUACAUGGAACGGCACAAGGGUAUCUUGUGGAAACAGUCCUGACGCUCACUGGCUCCUGGAUUUCUCCUCCCCGGCGGCCGGGACGUUCCUGUCUGACGCUCUAAACAGAACCGGCCUUUUGACCAGGAGCACCAGGACCAUCGUGCUCGCCGAAAACAUCCAUGACUUCACGGACCCUUGUUGCCGGAACGCCACAGACGACGACCGCUGCCCGGAACACUUACACCACGUCUCCCCCUUCAGGAACUUGCGCCGUGCUUAUCCAUACUUUCAAGCCAGGCUCACUUACGAGGUAUUGACCAGCGGCUGGAAGAAACGAAGGGCGCUGCUGUGGCACAAAUCUUUCCCGGGUCAAGGCAGGUUUAGCGGCUACUGGAAUUCGGAUGAAGGUCGAGGCCAGAGAGGUUUAACAAACAUCCUGGGAGAGUUUCUGCUUUACAACAUGUACGGCAUGCCCAUAUAUGGAACGAAGCCGUGGUGCUCCGAGAUUGAUGUCUCGGAUGACGGAGAAAAUCUGUGCAUCAAGUGGUUUAUCCUGGCAGCGUACUUCCCUGUCUAUAUGAAGAUACCGUCUCCUACACUGGCAGUGUUCAACACCACCAGGUUCACGUUCUAUACGCACUGCUACUUGCGGCCUUAUUCGUACACGUUGUACUACAAGAACAGCCGUUUUGGAGACAUGGUUGCCAGGCCAAUUGUGUUUGAAUUUCAGAACGACACGAAAGCAAGGGAAGUGGAACGGCAGUUCAUGUUUGGGUCAGCGCUGCUCGUAGCACCCAUCCAGGAAUUGGGUACCAAUAUCACCUCGGUUUACUUCCCGGAAGGGCUGUGGUAUGACUGGUACAACGGAAGGCGUAUCCGAAGCAGUGGUGAGAAGAUCUACGUCCCGGUGAAUGACGUCUACAAAAUGAUCUUCCAGCGUGCGGGGACAAUAGUCCCUAUAGAAUCUCCACCCAAUUUUCCCCACAGGAAUAUACGGCUAGUGGUGGCUCCGGAUACGGAUCAGUCGGCCUCUGGGGAGAUGUAUAUUGACGACGGGAUCAGCAUCAAUUCAAUAAAGCGAGAGAACUACAGCAUAUUCCGGUUCACCUUCGUGAAGAACCAUGUCACAGGUUACUGCUCUCCAUGCAACUAUCCCGGCAGUGAAACUCUGACUGCGGUCACACUCUUCUCGAUGAAAAGCUUUCCGAGAAAAGCGUUUCUUAACGGAAAUCCUGUUAAGAGAAAGAAGGCGAGAACGACCAUGUUUGUGAAGGGAUACUCUCACCCCAUGGUACAGCCGUUUGCGAUCCACUGGUAAUUUGAAGGAACGGGUCUAGUCAUUGUGCUUGUAGCGUGUCAUCCACAUUAAAGCUCUGUUGUCGCAUUUUUA